UGUUGGCUACAUUCGCAAUGUGUACAUACAUACGACAAAACCCUAGCAUAUGGAACAGAUUGGAAAAUCUGUCAAACUUUACGUACUAUUAUUUAAUUACAAACUAACUAUAACCAAUCAGUAUUGGCAGACUAACCCAACAUUUAAAUAUCUAAGAGGGGGUGAUGUACGGGUAACUCAAUUGAAGUGCAGUGUAAACAAAAUAAUUGUGCCUCUUUAAAUUUGGACAAUAAUAUAAUAACACAAAAUUGUAACAUGAGAGAGUUCAACACUUUAAUGCUAUCUAGACACGAAACGUACUUUACAAAACUUGAUACAUCAUUAAUAUUUCAUCAUAAUAAGUAAGCAUCCCCCUUUUAAAUGGUUUGUUUGUAAUAAUAAGAAGAAUCAGGAAAGUUUUCUUUAUUCUUUCCUCGUACUUGCCAAGAAAGAAGAAAUUGAUGAAAUAAAAUAUUCAUGCAUUAUUAUAUUCAGUGAGAGUUCGUAAAUAAAGUGAGUGAGUUAGUGAGUUAUCCUCCUUCUGCCCUUCACCUCGAGAUGGUUUCUUAUAGAUAAGCGUUUCUUUCAAGUGUUAUGCAUGCAUCGUCGGUUCGUCGCCGACUUGUUAAAACAAGUUUAGUGGAGUGGAUGGAUUAUUAAAAGUGAACGGAUCAAUACCCCACAAAAGUCUGUCAUCAUAUACAAACAUACACAUAAAACAAGAAACGUUUAAACCAACAACGCUAUAUAAAUUAUACAAUACAAUAACGCAAACUCACCAAGUUCUCAAAUAGAAAACAUUCAUUCGUGUCGUACUAUUUCCAAUUGGAGGUGACGAAUAAUUUUCUGUCGUGUUGUUCACACAAUACAUACAUCAUCCACGUCUGGAUAAAAUUAUACUAAUUUUUUUCCCUUUUAACCACGUACCUAUUACCUUCUGGGCCAACUUUAAUAAUAAUCUGGCUGGUCCAUGUUUAUGGAUUAGUUUCAGUCAGGCAGGCAUCCAUAAUACGAAAUCAUUCUUCUAAAUCUAUUUGCGCAGAACUUUAUCAUCUAACCGUGUUACUUUAGUUCAAUAGCAUUAUUAUUAUUAUAGCAUCGUCAUAUCCACACAACAAAUCCGAUUGCAUUACAAUAAUAAUUACAACUCGAUGCUGCGAGCUGCGACUACAAAAUAGGUUUAUUACAUUUACAUACGUGGCUGUUCCUGCCUAUUACAAAAGGCCCGCACAAUGCAACUUGAGGAAUAAAAUAACAAUAAUAAAAGUGACAUAACUUAGCAUCCCAAGUCGUACUUAUAACCAACCAACCUUCCAUCUCCCCUCCGAAUAAAAUUUUAUUUAACUAUCAAAUCUAUCAGCAGCAGAAGAACAUUAACUAUUUGACUUACAAAUAGGUAGCAAAGAAUAAGAAGCGAUUACCGGCGCAUGCAAAAUAACCAAUUCAGUCACGUAUCACUUUUCUAUAUACACUUUUUUCUGCUUAUGUAUUUGGAACAAAAGGAAUACAUAAAAUAGAGUGACUCAUUUCUACAAUUAGUAGAAUUACCUGUCAUUUGUUGACAGAUACGGGUCUCAUUUAAAAUCUCGUUACAGAACUAGAAAGCAGGUGGUUGGUAACAUAGAGAAAUAAAAUUAAAAACCAAAACAACCAAGAAGGAACACAACAGGGAAUGAACAUUCUUGUAAAAAUUCAGACAAAGAAUGGUUAUUAGUGACACCGUUGUGGAACGCUGCCAAUUUAGAAUAGUCAGAACACUCACCGUCAAAAAUGGACAUUGCAAAACUACAUGACUUGAAAUUAACGGAUUCAGGUCCGAUUUCUCAUCACCAUCGGCAAAAUAGGAGCUACAGCAGUGUGGGAAUUAGUGGAAGCCUUGAUAAUGAGGGCAUUUUGGUCAUAAACCGCAAUUUAAAUUAUUAUAAUAAUCAAGACCAGGACGUGUCUCAUCUUCAGCAACUGCAGCAAGAUUACUGGGGAGUAGGAAGGGACGAGCAGGAGAAGAAUGGCAGAUCGAAUCAUAAUAUAGAGUUUGCCAGUUCCAAAUUAAACUCUCAAGAAAACUUCAGAAAUCAACAGCUUCGUGGACACAACGAGAACAAUGAGACAGCUUUAAUUUUGACUCCUAUCCUCCGAGAAACAAAGAAAUCCAUUGAGAAUCAGCAGCAACAGUCUUUGCCUCUUGAGAACGCUGCCGAGCUUUCACUCUGCAAGGAAAAGUACUUUCUCCAUGAUCAACAGCACGGAGACAAUGUCAAUUAUUAUCACCAACAAUACCACCAAAAUGGUGGCGAGAAAGUAUUGGAUGGUGAUGACAAUAAUUGCAAUCAUAAACUAGGCAGCCAUCAUAAUACGUCAUGGGAUCGGAUUUUCCAGUGUUUCAGCGUAUUUAAACCGAGAAAGAUUUCGUCCGCAAAUCCAAACUCCACAUUAUGCGCUGAACUAAAAGAAACUAAAACAGAGGUUUCGGAUAAAUUCCAAAAUCCACAAUUGCGAAAAACCAUGACAGAUUUGGACUUGUAUCUCCAGGAAUUGGCAGAUGCAUCCGAAAUUCUGGACAGAGCGGACACAGCAAAUUUGGGAAAAAACUUUCCACCCAGGGCUAUCGGAAAUUCAUGGGAGAAGACAUUCUCCACAACGACUGAUGGAUUUUCGUUGCAUAAUUUGUACAGAAAACUUGAUGGAUUUGAUUCUCCGGUGAUAUUUGUUAUUGAAGAUAUAGAAAACAGGGUGUUUGGUGCGGUACUAUCGUGCGGUUUUAAAGUGUCUGAAAAUUUUUAUGGAAAUUGUGAAACAUUUUUAUUUCGAUGUCGCCCCGAGUUUGAAGUGUUUAAGUGGAGUGGAGACAAUUUUUACUUUAUCCAAGGUCAAGAUAGUUUCAUAAGCGUGGGAUGCGACGAUGGGAGACAUGGCCUGUGGCUCGAUGAUAAUUUAUUUCUAGGAAGAACAGAAAAAUGCUCAACCUUCAAUUCACCACCGCUAGUCCCUGAACAGGAUUUCAAAAUUAAGACUGUUGAAUGUUGGACAGUGGGCUUGUAUUAAAUUAUGCCGAGAACAGUAUUGGUAAAAAGAAAGAACUGGUUCAGUCAAAAAUAAUACUUUGGUGCUGCUGUUGUACAUAACUACCUAAAUAAGUAAAUGGAGGUGCUAAGGUAUGGAACUUCAAAAGUAAUAACUACCUAUGAUGCCAGUAUUUUUAUAAAGCCAAAAAAACUGCGGAUAUUUAAAUGUCUCUCGUGUGUGGAUGGACAUUCCUCAUAAACGAAUCAUGUCUCUCUUUUUAUGAUAUUUUUUGUUGUUUUGUGAUUUAUCAUGUCUCAUCACUCUCAGUACCGUUAAUUGUAAUCGGAAAAUAAUGAUACAAAUUUUUAUCCAG
Messenger RNA from Folsomia candida, 3355 nucleotides. Its product is annotated as oxidation resistance protein 1. NCBI's taxonomy places the organism in Eukaryota, Metazoa, Arthropoda, Collembola, Entomobryomorpha, Isotomidae. The coding region runs from base 1750 to 3021 and encodes 423 amino acids. The transcript has 7 exons. The record is from RefSeq and is a predicted model, not a curated record.